CCUCUCUCCACCGGCCCGGCUGGACCACCCCCGGCAACCCCCGGCUCCGAGAGAUUUCCACAUGCUGCUUUUAUGCAGUUUAAUCUGAAUUUCCCAGAUGAGCCACCUCUACUAAAUACUGUGCUGGAAGUAGAAAUUGAAGAAAAUCUCUGUGACUUGGUGAGAAUUUAUGACUUUCGAGAAUUAACGCCCUCCAAAAUUCUUACUGGAGAUUUCUGCAUUUCAUCGAUCAACUCUUGUAACUGUGAGCCAAAAAGGGACUCCAUGAAAGAUGACAGAAGAAGUUAUUGUUAUAGCCAAGUGGGAUUACACUGCUCAGCAAGAUCAAGAACUUGACAUCAAGAAGAAUGAACGGCUGUGGUUGCUAGAUGAUUCCAAAACGUGGUGGAGGGUAAGAAAUGCAGCCAACAGAACAGGAUACGUGCCAUCCAAUUAUGUGGAGAGAAAGAACAGUUUAAAGAAAGGCUCCUUGGUUAAAAAUCUGAAAGACACAUUAGGGCUGGGGAAAACCAAAAGGAAGACUAGUGCCCGGGAUGCCUCCCCCACUCCUAGCACGGACGCGGAGUAUCCGUCCAACGGCAGCAGUGGUGCCGACCGGAUUUACGACCUCAACAUCCCCGCCUAUGUUAAAUUCGCCUAUGUGGCUGAGCGGGAGGACGAGCUGUCUCUGGUGAAGGGAUCCCGGGUCGUCGUGAUGGAAAAAUGCAGUGACGGUUGGUGGCGAGGGAGCUACAAUGGGCAGAUCGGCUGGUUUCCGUCCAACUAUGUCGUCGAGGAGGCCGAGGAGGCCACUGCCGAUUCCCCGAGUUUUCAAAGUUUGCGGAAGGGCGCGUCGAUGAGUAACGGGCAGAGCCUGAAGAUCCUUCAUGUGGUCCAGACACUGUAUCCAUUCAGCUCUGUUACGGAGGAAGAACUGAACUUUGAGAAGGGAGAAACCAUGGAGGUCAUCGAGAAACCGGAAAACGACCCGGAAUGGUGGAAAUGUAAAAAUUCCCGGGGGCAAGUUGGCCUUGUCCCUAAAAACUACGUAGUGAUCCUAAGUGAGGUACCUGCCAUGAACCCCUCCCAGGCCCCUCAGAUAAGCUACACAGGACCAUCUUCUACAGGACGAUUUGCUGGAAGAGAAUGGUACUAUGGGAAUGUGACUCGACACCAAGCUGAAUGCGCCCUCAAUGAGAGGGGUGUAGAAGGUGACUUCCUUGUUAGAGAUAGUGAAUCUUCGCCUAGCGACUUCUCGGUAUCUCUCAAGGCAUCAGGAAAGAAUAAACAUUUCAAGGUGCAGCUUGCGGACAAUGUCUACUGUAUUGGACAGCGUCGAUUUCACACUAUGGAUGAAUUGGUGGAACAUUACAAAAAGGCACCUAUCUUCACCAGUGAACACGGGGAAAAACUGUAUCUCAUCAAAGCACUUCAGUGACAUCGAAGACGGGCUGACCCCCCUCCCUCCGUACCCCAACCACCAAAUCCUCUUGCAAUUUCAGGCCUUAGGUUCAGCACUUGCUUUGGUAGAGCACAACAGUUCUCCCCAAAAUAGUCUUAAACCCAGGGCUCUUCCUUAACAGGGUUGGCUCUGUUGGACAUCUUUGUCUUUUAUCUUGUUCCUUUGCUGAGUUUCUCUUUUUUUUCUGUCCAUUUCAGUCUUCCUUUCCUCAGGUUGCACACUUGGCUUCAGUGAACGUGGUCGGCACUCACUCUCAUGCCUGGAUUCCAAGGCCUCCCCCUGCCCGUUUACAAAAUUUGGAAAAAUGGGGGAAGCCGGGUCGGAUUGUUUUGUUUUCUAUUCAACACAGUGCAAUUCUGUUUCAGUUGUUCCAGCUGACAGAACUCUUAAUUAAGAGUUAUCGGCCACAGUUUGAAUGGACUGAAGCUGCCCCCGCUGAGAUGAAAUUUCGGAGAUGAGAAACAGUUGUGGCCAUGAGUUCUGUAGCAUUUUGCUUACCGGGUGGUGUAUGACAAAGAUUCCUAGGUUCUAAAAGCACUCCCCAUACUGUCUUCUGCUAUUACAGUGAUUCUCCGUCUCUUCUAUAGAGUCCACUAAGUAAGGCAUUUUUGUAAGAGUACUUUAAACCACUCUGGUAAGAUUGUAGUAAGAGGAAAUUAUCCUAGUGAAUCCUGGUCUGUGAUUGCAACAGGGAGAAUUUCCUUAAAGGCUGAUUUGCUAAGGUGUGAGAGAAAGAGAGAGUCAGGGAUUUAUAAAGACUGAAUGUUUUGGUAAUCUUCAACCGAAUGUGCCAUCCACAUAAUGCUUUUUUCCUCUUGCCCUUCUGCUUGAUGAAUUUAACAAUUAUAUAUUGAAUUCUCAAAGUAAUAUGUAUCUGUAGCUGAUUGUUGACACUAAUACGGAUGAUUAAUAAAAACUGAUCUUUUGGGGAGGGGAGCUACCGACAAUAUAUAUACAUAUAUAUACAUACAUAUAUAUAUAUGUAUACACACACACAUGUAUA
Molecule: messenger RNA, 2444 nt
Organism: Tachyglossus aculeatus (Australian echidna)
Lineage: Eukaryota; Metazoa; Chordata; Mammalia; Monotremata; Tachyglossidae
Gene: NCK2
Product: NCK adaptor protein 2
Exons: 5
Coding region: 272-1417 (381 amino acids)
Biological process (GO): negative regulation of PERK-mediated unfolded protein response; positive regulation of translation in response to endoplasmic reticulum stress; negative regulation of endoplasmic reticulum stress-induced eIF2 alpha phosphorylation
Molecular function (GO): protein binding
Source: RefSeq, a predicted model, not a curated record